Messenger RNA from Knipowitschia caucasica, 6093 nucleotides. The record is from the annotation of a GenBank genome assembly. Lineage: Eukaryota; Metazoa; Chordata; Actinopteri; Gobiiformes; Gobiidae.
AUGUCAGUGAAGGAGGAGGAGGACGUGAGGAGGUCUGCAGAGGAGGAGCAGAGGAACCCGGAGCUGAUGGAGGCUGUGAGGGUGAAGCAGGAGCCAGAGGAGGCCCCUGGAGACCCGAGCUGGUGGAAAAACCAGACAUCACAUGAGUGUUUUGGUUUAGUGAAGGUCGGAGCUACUGACACAGCUACAGACCCCAGCUACAGACCCCAGCUACAGACACAGCUACAGACCCCAGCUACAGACCCCAGCUACAGACCCCAGCUACAGACCCCAGCUACAGACCCCAGCUACAGACCCCAGCUACAGACCCCAGCUACAGACACAGCUACAGACCCCAGCUACAGACCCCAGCUACAGACCCCAGCUACAGACCCCAGCUACAGACCCCAGCUACAGACCCCAGCUACAGACCCCAGCUACAGACACAGCUACAGACCCCAGCUACAGACACAGCUACAGACCCCAGCUACAGACACAGCUACAGACACAGCUACAGACCCCAGCUACAGACACAGCUACAGACACAGCUACAGACACAGCUACAGACACAGCUACAGACCCCAGCUACAGACACAGCUACAGACCCCAGCUACAGACACAGCUGCAGACCCCAGCUACAGACCCCAGCUACAGACCCCAGCUACAGACCCCAGCUACAGACCCCAGCUACAGACCCCAGCUACAGACACAGCUACAGACCCCCCCAGCUACAGACCCCAGCUACAGACACAGCUACAGACACAGCUGCAGACCCCAGCUGCAGACCCCAGCUGCAGACACAGCUACAGACACAGCUACAGACCCAGCUACAGACCCCAGCUACAGACCCCAGCUACAGACCCCAGCUGCAGACCCCAGCUACAGACACAGCUACAGACACAGCUACAGACACAGCUACAGACCCCAGCUACAGACACAGCUACAGACCCCAGCUACAGACACAGCUGCAGACCCCAGCUACAGACACAGCUGCAGACCCCAGCUGCAGACCCCAGCUACAGACCCAGCUACAGACCCCAGCUACAGACCCCAGCUACAGACCCCAGCUACAGACCCCAGCUGCAGACCCCAGCUACAGACCCCAGCUACAGACCCCAGCUACAGACACAGCUACAGACCCCAGCUACAGACCCCAGCUACAGACCCCAGCUACAGACACAGCUACAGACCCCAGCUACAGACACAGCUACAGACACAGCUACAGACCCCAGCUACAGACCCCAGCUACAGACACAGCUACAGACACAGCUACAGACACAGCUACAGACCCCAGCUACAGACACAGCUACAGACACAGCUACAGACCCCAGCUACAGACCCCAGCUGCAGACCCCAGCUACAGACCCCAGCUACAGACACAGCUACAGACCCCAGCUACAGACCCCCCCAGCUACAGACCCCAGCUACAGACACAGCUACAGACCCCAGCUACAGACCCCAGCUACAGACCCCAGCUACAGACACAGCUACAGACCCCAGCUACAGACCCCAGCUACAGACCCCAGCUACAGACCCAGCUACAGACCCCAGCUACAGACCCAGCUACAGACCCCAGCUACAGACCCAGCUACAGACCCCAGCUACAGACCCCCCCAGCUACAGACCCCAGCUACAGACCCCAGCUACAGACCCCAGCUACAGACACAGCUACAGACCCCAGCUACAGACCCAAGCUACAGACCCCAGCUACAGACACAGCUACAGACCCCAGCUACAGACACAGCUACAGACCCCAGCUACAGACACAGCUACAGACCCCAGCUACAGACGCAGCUACAGACCCCAGCUACAGACCCCAGCUACAGACCCCAGCUACAGACACAGCUACAGACCCCGCUACAGACCCCAGCUACAGACGCAGCUGCAGACCCCAGCUACAGACACAGCUACAGACCCCAGCUACAGACACAGCUACAGACACAGCUACAGACCCCAGCUACAGACACAGCUACAGACACAGCUACAGACACAGCUACAGACACAGCUACAGACACAGCUACAGACACAGCUACAGACCCCAGCUACAGACACAGCUGCAGACCCCAGCUACAGACCCCAGCUACAGACCCCAGCUACAGACCCCAGCUACAGACCCCAGCUACAGACCCCCCCAGCUACAGACCCCAGCUACAGACACAGCUACAGACACAGCUGCAGACCCCAGCUGCAGACCCCAGCUGCAGACACAGCUACAGACACAGCUACAGACCCAGCUACAGACCCCAGCUACAGACCCCAGCUGCAGACCCCAGCUACAGACACAGCUACAGACACAGCUACAGACACAGCUACAGACCCCAGCUACAGACACAGCUACAGACCCCAGCUACAGACACAGCUGCAGACCCCAGCUACAGACACAGCUGCAGACCCCAGCUGCAGACCCCAGCUACAGACCCAGCUACAGACCCCAGCUACAGACCCCAGCUACAGACCCCAGCUACAGACCCCAGCUGCAGACCCCAGCUACAGACCCCAGCUACAGACCCCAGCUACAGACACAGCUACAGACCCCAGCUACAGACCCCAGCUACAGACCCCAGCUACAGACACAGCUACAGACCCCAGCUACAGACACAGCUACAGACACAGCUACAGACACAGCUACAGACCCCAGCUACAGACCCCAGCUACAGACACAGCUACAGACACAGCUACAGACACAGCUACAGACCCCAGCUACAGACCCCAGCUACAGACCCCAGCUACAGACACAGCUACAGACCCCAGCUACAGACCCCUACAGCUACAGACCCCAGCUACAGACACAGCUACAGACCCCAGCUACAGACCCCAUCUACAGACACAGCUACAGACACAGCUACCAGACCCCAGCUACAGACCCCAGCUACAGACACAGCUACAGACACAGCUACAGACCCCAGCUACAGACCCCAGCUACAGACACAGCUACAGACACAGCUACAGACCCCAGCUACAGACCCCAUCUACAGACACAGCUACAGACCCCAGCUACAGACCCCAGCUACAGACCCAGCUACAGACCCCAGCUACAGACCCCAGCUACAGACCCCAGCUACAGACCCCAGCUGCAGACCCCAGCUACAGACCCCAGCUACAGACCCCAGCUACAGACACAGCUACAGACACAGCUACAGACCCCAGCUACAGACCCCAGCUACAGACCCCAGCUACAGACCCCAUCUACAGACACAGCUACAGACCCCAGCUACAGACCCCAGCUACAGACACAGCUACAGACCCAGCUACAGACACAGCUACAGACCCCAGUUACAGACCCCCAGCUACAGACCCAAGCUACAGACCCCAGCUACAGACCCAAGCUACAGACCCCAGCUACAGACCCAGCUACAGACCCCAGCUACAGACCCCAGCUACAGACCCCAGCUACAGACACAGCUACAGACCCCAGCUGCAGACCCCAGUUACAGACCCCAGCUACAGACCCCAGCUACAGACCCCAGCUACAGACCCCAGCUACAGACCCCAGCUACAGACCCCAGCUACAGACCCCAGCUACAGACACAGCUACAGACCCCAGCUACAGACACAGCUACAGACCCCAGCUACAGACCCCAGCUACAGACCCCAGCUACAGACACAGCUGCAGACCCCAGCUACAGACCCCAGCUACAGACACAGCUACAGACCCCAGCUACAGACACAGCUACAGACCCCAGCUACAGACCCCAGCUACAGACCCCAGCUACAGACCACAGCUACAGACCCCAGCUACAGACCCCAGCUACAGACCCCAGCUACACCCAGCUACUGACCCCAGCUACAGACCCCAGCUACAGACACAGCUACAGACCCCAGCUACAGACCCCAGCUACAGACCCCAGCUACAGACCACAGCUACAGACCCCCCCAGCUACAGACCCCAGCUACAGACCCCAGCUGCAGACCCCAGCUACAGACCCCAGCUACAGACCCCAGCUACAGACCCCAGCUACAGACCCCAGCUACAGACACAGCUACAGACACAGCUACAGACCCCAGCUACAGACACAGCUACAGACACAGCUGCAGACCCCAUCUACAGACCCCAGCUACAGACCCCAGCUACAGACCCCAGCUGCAGACACAGCUACAGACCCCAGCUACAGACCCCAGCUACAGACACAGCUACAGACCCCAGCUACAGACCCCAGCUACAGACCCCAGCUACAGACACAGCUACAGACCCCAGCUGCAGACCCCAGCUACAGACCCAGCUACAGACCCCAGCUACAGACACAGCUACAGACACAGCUGCAGACCCCAGCUACAGACCCCAGCUACAGACCCCAGCUACAGACCCCAGCUACAGACCCCAGCUACAGACCCCAUCUACAGACCCCAGCUACAGACCCAAGCUACAGACCCCAGCUACAGACCCCAGCUACAGACACAGCUGCAGACCCCAGCUACAGACCCCAGCUACAGACCCCAGCUACAGACCCCAGCUACAGACACAGCUACAGACCCCAGCUACAGACCCCAGCUACAGACCCCAGCUACAGACCCCAGCUACAGACCCCAGCUACAGACCCCAGCUACAGACCCCAGCUACAGACCCCAGCUACAGACCCAAGCUACAGACACAGCUGCAGACCCCAGCUACAGACCCCAUCUACAGACCCCAGCUACAGACCCAAGCUACAGACCCCAGCUACAGACCCCAGCUACAGACCCCAGCUACAGACCCAAGCUACAGACACAGCUGCAGACCCCAGCUACAGACCCCAGCUACAGACCCCAGCUACAGACCCCAGCUACAGACACAGCUACAGACCCCAGCUACAGACCCCAGCUACAGACACAGCUACAGACCCCAGCUACAGACCCCAGCUACAGACCCCAGCUACAGACACAGCUACAGACGCAGCUACAGACCCCAGCUACAGACCCCAGCUACAGACCCCAGCUACAGACCCCAGCUACAGACCCCAGCUACAGACACAGCUACAGACCCCAGCUACAGACCCCAGCUACAGACCCCAGCUACAGACCCCAGCUACAGACCCCAGCUACAGACCCCAGCUACAGACACAGCUACAGACCCCAGCUACAGACCCCAACUACAGACGCAGCUACAGACCCCAGCUACAGACCCCAGCUACAGACCCCAGCUACAGACCCCAGCUACAGACACAGCUACAGACACAGCUACAGACCCCAGCUACAGACCCCAGCUACAGACCCCAGCUACAGACCCCAGCUACAGACCCCAGCUACAGACCCCAGCUACAGACCCCAGCUACAGACACAGCUACAGACCCCAGCUACAGACCCCAGCUACAGACACAGCUACAGACCCCAGCUACAGACACAGCUACAGACACAGCUACAGACCCCAGCUACAGACCCCAGCUACAGACACAGCUACAGACCCCAGCUACAGACCCAAGCUACAGACCCAAGCUACAGACACAGCUGCAGACCCCAGCUACAGACGCAGCUGCAGAAUGGAGCGUGUCCUUCAGGCUUUCAAAUAAACAAAACAAAACAGCAGCUUUCCUGACUCCGGGACCAGCAGGAGGCCAGUCCCUGUGCUCCUCAGAGUCCCAGCAGGAGGCCAGUCCCUGUGCUCCUCAGAGUCCCAUCAGGAGGCCAGUCCCUGUGCUCCUCAGAGUCCCAGCAGGAGGCCAGUCCCUGUGCUCCUCAGAGUCCCAGCAGGAGUCCAGUCCCUGUGCUCCUCAGAGUCCCAGCAGGAGGCCAGUCCCUGUGCUCCUCAGAGUCCCAGCAGGAGGCCAGGGCGUCCCGGAGUACAUCACUGUGUGUGUGAAGACAGAAGAAGAACCGUACGAGUCUGAGGAGGAAGAGGAAGAGGAGGAAGAGGAAGUGGAGGGAGAGGAGGAGGAGGAGGAGCUCAGCCCAGAGCCACGUCCAGAGACCGACCCAGAGACAGAGCACUCCUCAGACUCGGAGCAGGACUGGACCGGGCCCCGCGGCUUCUCAGAUCCCAGCUCUGAAGAGACGCACAACAGACGCUCUCCUCAGCUGCAGACUGUGAACGCUCAGAGGUCGUUCACGUACCUCAUCGAGCUGAAGCGACACAUGAGCAAACACACGGCAGAGGAGCGCGCUGCCGCGGCGUCCAACCAGCAACCGCCGCCACAGGACUGA